AUGUUUGAUCGGGUCCUCUUCAAAGUUGAACUACCAUAUGAAUUGCCAUUUAGUUCACCAAACUUCAUUCUACCAAACUUUAAAAUCGUGCUUCUCUCUCCACACAAUUGGUUGCACGAUUAUCCAGUUGCUUCGUCAUCUUCUUCGAUUUUGUCUCCGUCUAUAUUUCUCUCUGUCUAUGUACACUCCCCCAAACCACCGACGACGUCACCACCAGUACAUAACAGCACCACUGACGCCUCAUCACAACCACACCCAGGGAAUGAUGUAUGUGUGUGGCCACACCAACCACACCGGUCAAUAUACGAUUGUGUCAGCAAAGUAGAUGGGAGGAGCAGUAGCUUGGAGAUCAUAGACGGUUCCACCCAAAUGGAUGCAGUGAAUGCAAUGUCACAGACUCACAUGAAGAUACAUGAAGUUCCAGGUGUUGAUCAGGAGAAGUUCUUUUCUGGAGCCUGCAUAUUAAGACGGUGAGUGAUGUUAAUGCGGGCUUGAGUGAGUAAUAUUACAAAAAUUCAACAAAAUGGUAAUUGUAGUGACAUGUAGUCAUAUGAUGGUAUGGAAUGUGCUCUAAAAUAAGGAAUCACAAGAUCUGACUUCUAAAGUAGAGUAAUUUUCAGUUAUUCUUAACAAAGGGGAGGGAUGACAUUCAUGCAUCGAUUUCUAAUCUCCAAAUGAACCUGCCGAAACAUAAAUAUCACUCACUAUUAGGAUUUAAGCCUCAUUUUGUUAUGUUUUAGUUUGUACUCUUUUAUUAAAUUUAUUGUAUCAUAACAUACUUUUUUAUUAACUUAUGGCGUGCACUUAUGAAUUAAUGAAAAUAUACAUGAGAA
This is a messenger RNA of Lactuca virosa, 833 nucleotides long. Lineage: Eukaryota; Viridiplantae; Streptophyta; Magnoliopsida; Asterales; Asteraceae. The record is from the annotation of a GenBank genome assembly.